AAGAAAUCAAUAGACUGUUUCUUGAAGAAGAUAUAAGAUAUUUGAAAGCUAUUUUAGGUCAAUGUCAUUCUUCUAUCAUCACCUGUUAAUUGAGUUCCAGGCAGCGGCUCAAUUAACUGUAGUCGGUGUAACUCAUUCGGAACUUGACGCUGCCAACAUUCCUUUCCGGUUUUCUUAGUCUCAUGUUUGUGUUAUUUCGGAUUGUUUUCAAUUGCUUCGUACAUUAAAUAGAAAUUUACCUACGUCUCUAUUUGUUGCAAUUACAACUUAGUACAAUAAGAUGGAAAGUUAUAGUGCCAAUUUAGCGACACUGGAUACAUUCUUCGUUAGUUCAACAUUUGAUUCUUUUGAUGUUCUGUAUACAUUGCUAUUUGGGCUCCUUGUAUUUUGUAUUAUGGCACCGACUACAGAGUUUAUUUCUGCUGGUGUAACAUUAGAGAAUUUGUUUAAUCGAUUCCUUGGGAAUGAAAGCCUAUACUUUGUUCAAUAUCAUUUAAAGAGAACUGCACUAAUACGAUUAUUUUCAUCGUCUUUAGUAUUUUUGUAUUUUAUGUUCAUGCAGUUUUUAUCUAAAAAUGUAGCGAUUGCUGCUCCAAAUGUUUCAUUUCCAUUUACAAUUUGGGAUAUAAUUCUAUGGAUUGGCAUAGGCAGUUUAUCUAUCAUCGGUUCACAUACUUAUCUAGUUUGGUAUGGAUCUGGUACAUGGUAUGGUCAUCCGACAAUUUUAUCAUUGAAACAGAUUAUUAUGGAAUCCAGAUCUGAUUCACAAUCGUCAUCAUCAGCCACAGCACCAUCAUCUCUAUCAAAUGGCGCAUUUAGUGUUGCUAUAAAAGCUUUGGUAUCUUCGAUAAAUUCUGAAUAUCAACGUUCUGAUAAAUUCGUAGCAGGUCAAGGAAGUUUAUCAACUAAUUGGUCAGGUCGACGAUUUGUUAUCACAGAUUCAUGGAUUUUGACUUCACGUUUUACUGAAUUCAAAAUAGUUAAACAAUCCUCGGAAAAUAUGUUAGCUGUGGUUGUUUCAGCGUUUUCAGUGUUAGAUCCAAGCUCUUUAACUCAAGGUGGUCAACCUGAUGGAGAAAGUUUAGGUGUGCAAACAAUUGUUACAGUGAGAUUUAUACGUACAGAUACAGGGGUGUGCUUGCUUAGUUUUGGAUUGCCAGCAUCAAAUUUAGAUGAGUUACGCAGUAAACUACGUUUCCCUUUAAUACAAGCACAGGGUGUACAAUUGGAGCCAACAAUUAUUCAAAGAUUUAUUGAAGCAUUUACGCAAGUGGUUGAUGAAAACCAAGUGGUAAAUUUACCAACUGGCUAUGAAUUGGAACAAUGCAUUGGAUGUAUGGUACAACAAGCUAAUGUCACUUUAAAUCGUCAAUGUGAAAGUUCACUUAAUGCUUCUACGUCAUCAUCAUCAUCAUCAUCAUCAGUAGCAAAUAAUGAAAAUCAAUCAAUAGAAAAUGUUAAUCAAUGUGGUAUAUGCUAUUGUAGACCAUUAUGGUGUUUAGAAUGUUUAGCACGUUGGUUUGCUUCAAGACAAACAAAUUCACAUCGUCCACCAACUCAGUGGCUCUCUGGACGUGUACCUUGUCCAACAUGUCGUACAUAUUUUUGUGCUCGUGAUGUAUCACGACUUGUUACUGCUCAUCAACAAUCGUAUUAAGAAAAUCUGUUGUAUUUGAACAAGUAAAACUAAAAAAAAGUUGUACUUCAUUUGUGAUAUUAAUCUCUCUUUUUUCUUUCUAUCUCCCUCUCUCCCUCUCUUUUAUCUAUCUUUUGUGUACAAUUAAAUAAAUAAUCAACCAUAUAACUUACUCUAUCCUAUCGUCUUCCUGUUAAUCCUUCAAAAAAAACUUCCUUGUGAUAUUUAUUUCAUCUUUAUUUAUUACCUCAAUAACUGUGUGAAAGACAAAACACUAUCUUCGUUCUUGUUUCUCUCUUUUUUUAUUUAUUUUUAAAUUAUCGAAUUGUUGUCAUUUUCAUCUGCAUGGUUUUGUUUGUUUGCUUUUUUUUUACUGCUCUAUUUCUAAUUUUUAUAAUUCCUACUUUUUUUUUUAUAUAUAGUGUGUAUAAUGCUUUGAAUAAGUUGUGUAUAAUAAAUGCUUAACAGAAAAA
Messenger RNA from Schistosoma turkestanicum, 2109 nucleotides. The record is from the annotation of a GenBank genome assembly. Lineage: Eukaryota; Metazoa; Platyhelminthes; Trematoda; Strigeidida; Schistosomatidae.